AGAAAUGGUCCUCAGUAACCUAUGCAAUUUGGGAAAAGUGGUGUUAUCCCUUUGCAACAAGCCAAAAUAUGAAAACACUAAACCAUGUAUUUUUAUCAUUCAAAACAGUUACUGUGAUAGUGUGAUUAGAUUUCAGAAAUGGGAAUUUACAUUUUGCAUGGACAUGUGAAAAGUUGAAAAUUUUAAUAAUGUAAUUAGUAUAGUUAAUAGUUGUACAGUUAAUGAUAUAUGUGACGGUCGCUUAAAGUAAAACACUUAAAUACUUCAUGGUAUUUUGUACAAACUCAAUUUAAUUUAAACCACAGUUUAUUUUAUUUAUUAUUUGUCGACUGUUAAGUUAAAAUAAGAAGAAUCUGCACAUAGCUGUUGAAAGGCCAUUUCAAUUGUUCUUGUCUUACUCCUGUGCCGAAAUGAACAAAGUGUUAUCAGUACCGCGAAUUAAAUUUGACAAUGAAACACUUGAAACAGAUACAUCAUCUAGUCAAUCAGAAGUGGAAAGAAAAAUUUCAUCAUUAUUUGAAUUAUAUUGUUCUAAAGUAGAAUGUGAUCCAGAUGUUCCAGUUUUAUAUAAACCUAUUCACUUGUCAUAUAUAAGAAGCCAUUUGUUCAAGCUGCCUCAAAAUUAUGAGUGUUUAGAUUCGAGUCGUCCAUGGUUAUGCUAUUGGUUGUGCCAGUCCCUAGCACUCCUAAACUAUGAACUCACAUCGGAAGAAAAGUCCAAUGUCGUUUCUUUUCUAUCAAAAUGUCAGCACGAAACAGGCGGUUUUAGUGGAGGUCCGAACCAAAUGCCACAUUUAGCACCAACAUAUGCUGCUGUCAGUGCUCUGUGUUUGAUUGGUACAGAAGAAGCCUUCAAUACAAUUAAUAGAAAAAAAUUACAUUCAUUUUUGAUGUCUUUACGAAUGCCAAAUGGCUCGUUUUGCAUGACCAAGUAUGGUGAAUCUGACAUUCGUGCUGUAUACUGUGCAGUAACUGUGGCUCAAUUAACUAAUGUAUACACCGCCGAUAUGUUUGAAAGUACCAAUCGAUGGGUAAUUCGAUGCCAAACAUAUGAAGGUGGAUUUGGGGGUGUACCUGGAGUGGAAGCUCAUGGAGGAUAUACAUUUUGUGGAUUUUCAUCUCUAAUUUUACUUAAAUCUAUUCACAUGUGUGAUACAAAAGCCCUUUUGCGUUGGGUAGUCAAUAAACAAAUGUCAUUUGAAGGCGGAUUUCAAGGACGAACAAAUAAACUCGUAGAUGGAUGUUAUUCAUUUUGGCAGGCUGGUAUUUUUCCAGUAUUGACAAACCUUUUGGAAAGUGAAGGGAAUUGUACUUUGUGGCCAUUGUACGAUUACAAAGCUCUCCAAGAAUAUGUGUUAAUAUGUUGUCAAAAUAGAUACAGUGGCGGUCUUAUUGAUAAACCCGAAAAACCUCCCGACGUGUACCAUACGUGUUACGUGUUAAGCGGCCUAGCGUUAGCUCAACAUGCUGUAAAAAACGAAACUAGUACUGUUGGGAGCCAUAAAAACAUAUUGAACAGUAACAAUCCUAUUUAUAAUAUGGAGCUCACGUGUUUAAAAAAAGCAUUAGAUUAUUUUAAAUCCACAACACCAAUAAACUAAUAUUGAUAAGCUUUGUAUUGACCGCUAAGAGUAGAGUGAGUAACCUAAGCUGUAAAGUUCAAACAAAUACUACUUGAAAUUAUUUAGCAUACAAGCAAAACUUUAUAAUCAACACAAUAGUAAUUAUAAUAAUUAUAUUUUAUUCUCAAAAAAAUGUAAUUAACAACGGUAAAACUAAAAUCUAUAAAUAAAUUCCUAACAAAAUAAGUAGAUUUAAUAGUAUUCUGUGGCCCUCGAAUGAACGACCAUGCGCUGAAACUAAAAUGCAUCACUCCUGUGAACACCUGUGCAAACAGUAGUAAUGCAUUUUAGUUUCUGCCCAUGGUCAUUCUCUCGUGGGCCGCAGUAUAGAAUAUACAUUUUUAUUGUAUUGUCUUUUUUAAAUAAUUUUAAUUUUUAAAAAGAAAUCAUGGACAUUUUGGGAAAAUGUAAUACAAUUUUUGAGUUAAUUAAUAUUAUAUUAAUAAAUAUUUUUUAAAGUAAUUUUAUUAAGAAAGUGGAAAAAUAUGUUUCAAUAAAAUUGUUAUAAUAUUUGUAAAUUU
Messenger RNA from Adelges cooleyi (spruce gall adelgid), 2143 nucleotides. RefSeq names its product protein farnesyltransferase subunit beta (gene Fntb). NCBI's taxonomy places the organism in Eukaryota, Metazoa, Arthropoda, Insecta, Hemiptera, Adelgidae. The transcript is spliced from 3 exons. The record is from RefSeq and is a predicted model, not a curated record. Gene Ontology annotation, molecular function: protein farnesyltransferase activity. Gene Ontology annotation, cellular component: protein farnesyltransferase complex. Bases 411 to 1601 code for a protein of 396 amino acids. Gene Ontology annotation, biological process: protein farnesylation.